AUGGCGAGGUUGUUCGCUAAGAUCAAGAAGGGCGUGUACAGCUUCCACGAUGAGUACUGGUCCGACAUCAGCCCGGAGGCGAAAGACUUGAUCGCUAAGAUGCUCACGGUCGACCCCAACAAGCGCUUGACAGCCGACCAAGCCCUUGAGCACCCGUACCUCAAGAUUGAUACCACAGUUUUGGAGGGCAACAACAUGGACCAGAACCUGGGACGCAUGAAGCUCUUCAACGCCCGCCGCAAGUUUAAGUCCGCCAUCCAGACCGUGAUCGUCGCGGAUCGCCUCAGGAAAUUCACGGAGGGCAUGGCUUCCAUGUCGACGGCAUGAGUAUUGUAACAGGUGUUAUUUUCGAAGUCACCGGGUAGCGGUUCGCUCUGUUAGGAGACAAGUGGUGAAGGAUCUCCAU
Messenger RNA from Ectocarpus sp. CCAP 1310/34, 406 nucleotides. Lineage: Eukaryota; Phaeophyceae; Ectocarpales; Ectocarpaceae. The record is from the annotation of a GenBank genome assembly.